Ilex paraguariensis (yerba mate) is the source of this 867-nucleotide messenger RNA. Lineage: Eukaryota; Viridiplantae; Streptophyta; Magnoliopsida; Aquifoliales; Aquifoliaceae. The record is from the annotation of a GenBank genome assembly.
AUGGCUUCUUCACAAUCUCUAACUCUCAUCUCCAAAUGCACCAUCCUCCCAGACCAAAAAUCGAUACUCUCUGACCUCAAACUCUUAGUCUCCGAUCUUCCGAUGCUCUCCUAUCACUACAUUCAAAAGGGUGGUCUCUUCACUCGCCCUCCUGUUCCAAUUGACUCUCGCAUCUUUCUCCUCCAAUGUGGUCUUUCCCAGACUCUCUCUCUCUUCCCACCACUCGUCGGACGUCUCAAAACUGACCCUUCCGGUUAUGUUUAUAUCACAUGUAACGACGCCGAAGUUGACUUCAUUCACGCUAGUGCAAUUCACAUUCAUGUUCGCGACAUUUUGUCCCCAACUGAUGUCCCUAAUUAUGUCAAAGAGUUCUUCGCUUUUGAUAGGACACCGAGUUACGACGGCCAUUUCAAGCCUAUAUUGGCUAUGCAAGUGAUUGAGCUCGCUGACGGCGUUUUCAUUGGUUGUGCACUCAAUCACGCCGUUACUGAUGGCAUGUCGUUUUGGAACUUUUUCAAUAUUUUUGUGGAGAUUUCGAGGGUACCAGACUUCCGCCGUGAAUCGGUGUUGAUCUUGCCGGCUGUUCUCAGAGUCCCUGAAGAUGGACCCAAGAGUCAAAUUGAUGGGGAAGCAAAGCAACAAUCCUUUGAAGGUCGUCGAUGGGAAGAUAAUGCCGUUGAAAUGGCUAUAAAACACCUGGUGACAUGUGCUCGGAAACUACCAUCAUCCAAAACGACAACGUUCAGAAUGGCGGUGAAUUGCCGUCAUCGGCUUGAACCAAAGCUUGAUUCGUACUAUUUUGGAAACGCAAUUCAGAGCAUUCCAACGUAUGCCUCCGCCGACAACGUUCUGUCACGUGAUCUCUGA